Neoarius graeffei (lesser salmon catfish) is the source of this 2118-nucleotide messenger RNA. RefSeq names its product transcription factor EC (gene tfec). Bases 107 to 1555 code for a protein of 482 amino acids. Gene Ontology annotation, biological process: regulation of transcription by RNA polymerase II. Gene Ontology annotation, cellular component: nucleus. Gene Ontology annotation, molecular function: RNA polymerase II cis-regulatory region sequence-specific DNA binding; DNA-binding transcription factor activity, RNA polymerase II-specific; protein dimerization activity. The record is from RefSeq and is a predicted model, not a curated record. Lineage: Eukaryota; Metazoa; Chordata; Actinopteri; Siluriformes; Ariidae. The transcript is spliced from 10 exons.
CGGCGAAUACUAAAAUAUCUAAAAAGACCAGUGUCUCACUGACAGGAAAAGACUCUAUUCAUCAGACCUACUGUCACAGACAGGACCCAAUUCAAGAUACUACGUCAUGCAACACAUGGUGGGCUUUCCCUGUUCACGCAAGGCAUUGUGGGAUACAUAUUUGAAACAGAACCAGACUUCCAGAAUGUUCCAGGGCCACUCCAGUAUGCCUGUUUCUCUUACGAGAAAUGGUGAAAACGAACAGUGGGAUUCUGGCCCAUGGUACUCGGCCUGUCACUACCCCUCCACCUCCCAGCAUGGCACCUACCAUUAUUCCCAUUCUCCAAACUGGAGCCAGUCCUACUCCAACCGCAAGGUUCAGAACCACCUGGAGAACUCCAAGUACCACCUCCACCAAGCCCAGGCCGAGCAGGUCAAACAGUACCUGACUCUAGGGACCAAGUUUGCCGGCCAGGCCCACCCACACCCGGGCCAGGCCCUGGGUACGAUGCCUGUCAUGCGUAACGGCCAUAUGACACCUGUCAGUGACAACAGCACGCCUGGAAGCCCCGUCACCCUGUUCACCCUCGCUAACAGUCACGACACUGAGUUUCCAGUGGAUGAAGUUAUUGAUGAUCUUAUUGGCUUUGAAUCCGGGUUCAAUGAUGGGAGCUUGGAGUGUAUGUCGCCUAGCAUCAUAAUGCAAAAUAACGUGGCCCUGAACAGCAGCAUGCUGGAAGUCUAUGGCGGUGACCAAGGUAUGACUGCCUCUCAUGGUGGACUGCCACCCCCCUCAUGCCCCACAAAGCUCUCUGUUAAAAUGGAAGUCACAGAACAUGACACCAGAGUCUUAGCAAAAGAAAGACAGAAGAAAGACAAUCACAAUUUGAUUGAAAGAAGGCGGCGAUAUAACAUCAACUACAGAAUCAAAGAGCUUGGAACUCUGAUACCGAAGUCCAAUGACCCUGAUAUGCGCUGGAACAAAGGGACCAUCCUCAAGGCCUCAGUGGAGUACAUUAAGUGGCUUCAGAAAGAGCAGCAACAUGCGCGAGAGCUGGAGAGCCGCCAGAAGAAGCUGGAGCAGGCCAACAGGAGACUACUGCUCCGGAUUCAGGAGUUAGAGAUCCAAGCUCGUGCUCACGGUCUGCCCAGUAAUCUGGGAGCAGUGGAGCUCUCGUCUCACCUCAUGAAACAGCAGCAGCAGCAGCAGGCACUCCCAGCUCCUGCGAGUACUCCUGGAGCGCAGACUUCUCUCUACCCACAGGAUGAGCUCAACGGCCCUGAGUACCUGCAGAGGAACUCCCUGUCUGUGCUCCAUGCUGGGAAAGAAGGCAACAGCAGCUCCUCUGGUGAGCACGCAGACGCCUCUUCGACGACCUUCUCGGAUCCACUGUCACACUUCACGGACUUCUUUAGUGCCACUCUGAAGGAGGAGCAGCGGCUGGACGAGCUCCUCAUGGAGGAGGCGCUGUCUCCAUUCGGGACUGACCCGCUGCUUUCAGCCACUUCGCCCAAUCCCUCGAAGGGGAGCAGCCGCAGGAGCAGCUUUAGCACGGAUGACAACGAUGACCUUUGACCACUGUUUUCCUCCACUUCGAGACCUGGCAUAUGUGACUGACCUCCAGCUUUUUCGUUAGACACAGACACACACGUCUUUUUCUCCUGGAAGUCAGAAACAUCAAAAAAGGGGAGAUGAACUGAUCUUCUGUAACUACUGUACAGCCUGCUGUGUCGGACAGACAGCCUUUACUGUCGAUACUUAUAACACUGGUCACACACAUCACUGGACUAUUAAAACUGCAUAUUUCUGAAGUGUAACCUAAUGGCAUUGUUCAUAAGGAUCAGAAAAGUAAAAGUGAAGAGAUGAUGGAGGAGAGGAGCUUUCCCCCCCUCUUCUGUCACGCCUUAUCUAAAACAGGGUUAGCUUUAUCAACAUAUACAAGAGGAAGUGAUGUAAUUUAAUCGCAAUAAAACUAACGUCUUUUUUCUUCUAAAGUAUUUUUAAAGGAAAAUAUCACUUUGUGUAUUUAUACAUCCUAAUCCCCGUAUUGUUGGAAAGAAGUGUCUUAGGCAAUCUAACAAAGUUUCUUUUUUAUAUCUUUGGGGUGGAGAAAAUGCAUUAAACCCCUUUUUGAUAAA